Ipomoea nil (Japanese morning glory) is the source of this 2248-nucleotide messenger RNA. RefSeq names its product patatin-like protein 6. The record is from RefSeq and is a predicted model, not a curated record. Bases 315 to 1754 code for a protein of 479 amino acids. NCBI's taxonomy places the organism in Eukaryota, Viridiplantae, Streptophyta, Magnoliopsida, Solanales, Convolvulaceae. Gene Ontology annotation, biological process: lipid metabolic process. The transcript has 3 exons.
AUACUCCCAGGCUGCAAAUGUGUUUUCUUUCUCUCUCAUCAUAUCCUCUGUUUUCUUCUUCCUUCUUUCUCACCCCCCAAAACUCAACCUGAAACCCACCCCCACAACAAAAACUACCAACUUUCGUCAACACUCAGCUUUCAAUCAUUGCUUUUUCUAUCUGGGUUUCCGCAGCCGGACGUGUAUCUAUAUGUAUAGGUGGAUAGAAAUGGUGUCAAGAUAGCGGUGUUCUAAUCAGGCGAGUUAUUGGGUGAGUAUAGAGGCUGUGUGUUGACUGGGUUAUGGUUUGAAUUUUGUGAUUGUUUGGAGAAAGAAUGGAGUUUGCGCAUUCAAACGUGGUCCAAACCGGAGGAGAUUUGCAAGAGCCGAGUAUAGAUACGGAUAAGUUGAGCUACGAGAUCUUUUCCAUUCUUGAGAGCAAGUUUUUGUUUGGUUAUGAUGAUCAGAAGCUUUGGAUUCCUAAGACCAUCUCUCCCGCCGUUGAGCUCGGCAGAAACGAGGCGGUUUCCACUUCGCCGGCGGGGGAUAGGGAGGACGACGGCGUGCAAGCUAUCAAAAACCAGAGAGGGAAAAUCUGCGUUCUGAGCAUUGACGGUGGUGGAAUGAGGAGCAUCCUCUCCGGGAAAGCUCUAGGUUAUUUGGAACAGGCGUUGAAGGAGAAAUCGGGGAAUCCGGAUGCUAGAAUCGCCGAUUACUUCGACGUCGCCGCCGGUUCCGGCGUCGGCGGGAUUUUCACGGCGAUGCUUUUCGGGACUAAGGAUCAAAACCGUCCGCUCUUCAACGCCGAUGAUACGUGGAGGUUUUUAGCGGAGAAUGGGCGGAGAAUUUAUUCGUCUAAAGGCUCUAGUUCCAAUGGGAUUUUCAGGCGACUUUUCAGCGGCGGCGGACCCGGUUCAGCCACGGCCGGUUUGGAGAAGGCAAUGAGGGAGGCGUUUGCGGUUCCCGAUGGGAAAACCGGCCGGAACUUAACGUUAAAGGACACGUUAAAACCGGUUUUGAUCCCCUGUUACGACCUUUCCAGUACGGCGCCGUUUCUGUUCUCCCGAGCCGACGCCCUCGAGACCGACAGCUUCGACUUCCGCCUCUGGGAGGUCUGCCGCGCCACGUCGGCGGAGCCGGGGGUGUUCGACCCGGUUUGCAUGCGGUCCGUGGACGGGUCGACCCGGUGCGUGGCGGUAGACGGCGGUUUAGCCAUGUGCAACCCGACGGCGGCGGCGAUUACCCACGUCCUCCAUAACAAACAGGAAUUCCCUUUCGUCAGGGGAGUCGAAGACAUUCUGGUCCUCUCAAUCGGCACCGGUCAACUUCUAGAAGGCAGUUUCAAGUUCGAGCAAGUCAAAGGGUGGAAAGCCAAGGACUGGGCUCGCCCCAUGGCCCGCAUCUCCGGCGACUGCUCCGCCGAGCUCGUUGACCACGCCGUCGCCAUGGCUUUCGGCCAUUCCCGUAGCACGAAUUACGUGCGCAUUCAGGCUAGUGGGUCGAGUGGUGGUCGUUGUGGGGUGAGUGCAGAUGCUGAUUCGAGUCCUAACAAUGUGAAAUUGCUCGUGGGGAUAGCGGACGAAAUGCUGAAACAGAAAAACGUGGAAUCUGUUCUUUUCGGUGGCAAGAGGGUUGGAGAGCAAAGCAAUUCCGAGAAACUCGACUGGUUUGCUGCAGAACUUGUGCAAGAGCAUCAGAGGAGGAGUUGCCGUAUAGCUCCCACUGUUGCGUUCAAGCAAGCUUCCUCGAACGCUUCCCAAACAACGCUCAAAUAAUAAAAAAACUAAAAGAUAUAAAAAGACGUGCAGGUGGAGACUGGAGAGACUGAAAUGUGAGUCUGAACUCUGAAGGUAAAAAUAAAAGAAACUGGAAAAAAAAAGUGAAGAAGAACUGUAAAAGUAGGAGCAACUUUUACUUUGGGAGAGAGAUGGUGGGGAAGAAAGGGCAGCCUCAACUGUAAAAACUACAUAUAAAAACAGGGAUAGAGAUAUUGUGUGGGAUUCUUUGUCUGCCUGAGGACAGGCAUUCUGGUGAGCUUUCCACUCUGAAAAGAUGAAAGCAAAUGCAAAUCCCAUUUGAAUCCUUUGAUGUAUAUUCAAGAAUUUGGAGGCAGGGAUAAUCUGAUUCUUUUUGGGGGGUACAAGUGCCCUUGUCUUUUGUGGCAGUCCUUAAAAAAAUGGCUUGUGACUACAUUAUGAAGAAAAGUAAGAGAAUUCAUGAUUAUAGGGAAACUUCAAUCUUUGUCUGGUGAUUGGAAAUGUUCUCCUUU